AUGGCCGAAGUAGUUCCACAACCCCAGGGAAGCUCGAGCCGUGGAGGAGGAUCAGGAGGUAGAGUUCGGCGAGGGCGUGGCUGGAGAGGAAGGCAUAGAGGUGGUCGUGGAGGGUCCAAUGCCAACGCAUCCGGAAGUGGAAAUGGAAAUGUGGAAGGGGGCCAGGCGACUACGGCAACAACUCAACCAUUACCACCACCAACUGCAGUACCUACACCAGUACCGCAGCAACCAACAGGUGUAGCAUCUCAACCAAUCGUUUCAGAUGCCUCAAGUUCGCAUCAAGAGGGCCAACCAGGCAGAGGGCGAGGAGAUAGGGGCAGGGGAGGUCGGGGCAGAGGCCGUGGUCGCGGAGGCGCGGCUCAAAGAUCAAUAGUAACCUCCCAUCGUGGAGGUCGAGGACCGCCAUUUUCAGCACCUCGACAAACCGACUCUUCAUCAUCCCAGUCACAGUCACAGAUACGACAUGGGUUCAACCUUGGUGCUGUCGAGUUUGUCCCUGGUCAACCAGUCUCCGUCACUACCAACACACGGGGUCCUGGAGAAAUCAUACCACCCAGAUCUGCCCCUGCUCCUAAACCGGUCAUGGAAAAAUCAACAGCAGAGGACCUUCCCACACGUAUUCACGAGGACAUCGACAAUGGGCAGUACGAAUGUGUCAUCUGCACCAGCGAGGUUGUCCGAUCUUCCCGAGUUUGGUCUUGCUUGAUCUGCUGGACGGUUACCCACCUUCACUGUGUCAAGAAGUGGCACAAAAACCAAAUGAAACAGAAGGAGGAAAACCAAAGCCCUAACCAACCCGACGGUUGGCGCUGUCCAGGGUGCAACUCCAAUCUGUUGGAAGACCCAGCAUCAUAUCACUGUUGGUGUGGGAAAGAGUUUGACAUGAAAGCAAUUCCUGGCUUGCCUCCUCACACAUGCGGACAGACCUGCUCCAAGCCUAGAGCUACAUGUCCACAUCCUUGCUCCCUGAUGUGUCAUGCCGGACCAUGUCCGCCAUGUACACUCAUGGGCCCAGCACAGACCUGCUUCUGCGGCAAGAACACUGUUACCAAACGGUGUAGUGAGACUGACUACACGAAUGGAUGGAGCUGCCAAGAGGUGUGCGGUGAUUUCCUUCCAUGUGGGGAGCAUACCUGCUCCCAGCCUUGCCAUCCAGGCUUAUGUGGCGCUUGCGACGUUCCCAUGCCAUCAACGUGCUAUUGCGGCAAGGAGCGGAAAGAGAUACCUUGCAACCAGAGAGACGACAUUUUGGAAUCGUUCAACUAUGGCCAGCUCGAUGACGAAGAAGAGUGGUUUGAGGGAUCAUUCCAAUGCUCAAAAGUCUGCGGCAGAAAGUUUGACUGUGGACAUCACACUUGUCAAAAGCCCUGCCACCCGCAAGAUGAAGAGACAUCUCAUUGCCCCCUUUCGCCCGACAUGGUGUUGAGCUGCCCCUGUGGAAAGACACCGCUUGCUUCCUUACCCGCCGAACCCAGGACGUCGUGUCAAGACCCCGUCCCGCGAUGCGACAAGCCAUGCGAUAAGAUCCUGGCUUGCGGUCAUCAUUGCCCGGAUAAGUGCCAUACUGGUGCAUGUGCCCCUUGCUUCCAGAGUAUGGACGUCUCCUGCCGUUGCGGCAGGGUCACCAGCCGUUCAGCGUGCCAUCUAGGCUGUGUUGAACCACCACAAUGCUUCCGGGUGUGCAAAGCGCAGCUCAACUGUGGAAGACAUGAGUGUGGAGAGCGCUGCUGCUCGGGAGAGAAGAAGGCAGCGGAAAGGCGGAAACAGAAGCGGGCUGUCAACGAGAAUUACGAGCCCGAACAUAUCUGCCUACAGGUUUGUGGCCGGCUGCUGAAAUGCAGUAAGCACACAUGCCAGCAACUAUGUCACAGGGGGUCUUGCAAUGCUUGCCCGGAGGCUAUCUUUGACGAGAUCAGCUGCUCUUGCGGGCGAACUGUAUUGCACCCUCCGCAACCAUGCGGAACCAGACCGCCAGAGUGCCGAUUUGACUGUCGCAGAGCGAGGCCAUGCGGACAUCCUGCAGUGUCCCAUCAGUGUCAUCCAGACGAUGUGGCUUGCCCCAAGUGCGCCUUUCUGGUGGAAAGGCCUUGUAUCUGUGGCAAGAGGAUUCUCAAAAAUCAGCCUUGUUGGUUUGAGGAUGCUAGGUGCGGACUGCCUUGUGGGAAGAAGCUGAAAUGCGGAGCCCACGAGUGCAGGAAGUCGUGCCAUAAGCCCGGGGAAUGUGAGGAUGCUGAGGUAGUUGGUUCUCAUUGCACGCAGUUAUGCGGAAGGGCAAGAAAGUCUUGUGAUCACACCUGCGUGGACGAGUGCCAUGCCCCUUUUCCUUGCAACGAGGACAAGCCGUGUCAAUCCAUGACAUUCACCACCUGCCCUUGCCAGCGGCAAAAGAAACAAAUUCGGUGCGGUGCAACUCGCUUCAACUCGGGGCCAGAUAAACACAUCACUUUAAAGUGUGAUGACGACUGUCUUCGACUGGAGCGGAAUCAGCGGCUUGCCGACGCGCUCAAUAUCGACCCUAAUCACACCGACGAUCAUGUGCCGUAUGCCGACAAGACCUUGAAGAUGUUCCGCGAGAAUAUUACCUGGGCUCAAUCACAAGAACGGGAACUUCGCAUGUUUGCUGCAGACCCAGAGUUGAAGCGUAUGCGUUUCAAGCCUAUGGCCAACCACCAGCGUGCCUUUUUGCACUCACUAGCUGAGGACUAUGGUCUUGAUUCCGAGUCUCAAGAUCCUGAGCCUCACCGUCAUGUUUGCCUUUUCAAGACACCACGGUUUGUGUCUGCUCCCAAAAAGACCCUGGCUCAGAGUCUUCGCCUAGUUAAGACCGCUGCCGCCACUGCCGCUGCUGCUGCUGCCAAACCAGCCACUCCCGCCAAUAGCCAACCCUCACCGCAGGCAUUCAAUGCCCUCUUACUCACCACACCUCGGUUUGGACUUACAGUCGAGGAGGUCGAUCGAGCCCUGGCCUCAGACAUUGCGGCCGCGGCACGUUCUGGUCCGGCACUCAGCUUCACGACCAGCUUCCUCCCCUCGGAAGACAUUGUGAUCAAGGCCAUCCCUAAUUUCACGACCGCAGCUAUUGCAACGUCCAUGGCACCAACACCACAGGCAGUUCAGUCAGUUCUGAAGGAUCUCAAGUCUGCUGUGGCAAGAACUAUCUCAAAGGCAGGGUUGGCAAACGGGGUGGUACUGUGCCACGCAGACAGUUCGCUCAAUGUUGUUAGAAGAGAAGGAGAUCAGGCUGCUGGUGCUGAUGGAUGGAGUGCUGUUGCUAGCAAGGGGACAUGGCGGCGAGCUCCUAGUGGGAAGGUCGCUCCUCCUGUGGCGAGCAGCAGCAGAGCUGGAGGUGGCUUCUUUGCGUUGAGGAAGCUGGAGCUGAGGAAGAAGAAGGUUGAGGAGGAAAAGGCGGAAGUUGAGGAGGAUUGGGAAGCGGCAGCAGAGAAGUUGGAGGGUGGAAGCAGCGAUAAGGAGAAUGAGGUUGUCAAGACGAGCAGCGAGGAUGAGCUGCAGGGGCAUCAUGAUUCUGAGCAGGAGCAGAGUUCUCUGGUUGCCACUGAUGCUUAA
Podospora anserina S mat+ is the source of this 3567-nucleotide messenger RNA. RefSeq lists its product as uncharacterized. The transcript has 2 exons. NCBI's taxonomy places the organism in Eukaryota, Fungi, Ascomycota, Sordariomycetes, Sordariales, Podosporaceae. Gene Ontology annotation, cellular component: nucleus. Gene Ontology annotation, biological process: negative regulation of transcription by RNA polymerase II. The record is from RefSeq and is a predicted model, not a curated record. Gene Ontology annotation, molecular function: zinc ion binding; DNA-binding transcription factor activity, RNA polymerase II-specific; RNA polymerase II transcription regulatory region sequence-specific DNA binding. The coding region runs from base 1 to 3567 and encodes 1188 amino acids.